AAUGCUGAGCUAGAUGGGCUGAAGGGCAGAGCGUAAGACUGAUUUGGCUGUUUGUAUGCAGAAUACGAUCAGAUGUGAAAAACGGAGGGAAGACCAGACGAAAGUCACGUAACAAGGACUAGAGGAACCCUGUCUAGAUAGGGGCUAAGGAAUUCGAAGAUGCCCGUUCGCAAGAGAUUGGAAGGAAACGAGAUGGGCGGAUGGGCUGGUCCCUUCGCUCUUUUGCUGCCGCCGCUUUUGCCAAGGGUCAGAUCGCUGUUGUCCGGUGGUGCAGGCGGAGAAGGCCUUUGGGGGAGACGUUCAGGGGGCUCCACUCAGCAGAAUGAGCAGGAAGAUGGGCCCCCGCCCGCCCGCCAGUCCGCCAGUGGCGGCUGGUCCGUUGGGAUAAAUGGGCCACUGCCCCACCAAGCUCAGCCUGCCCUCGGCCAGCCCCAGAACUGCCUGCCCUCUUACAACCAGCCCGCGGGGUGGCAGGGCCUGUCCGCUUCGUCGCCUUCGUGGAACUCGGCAGGGAGGCGGGUGGGCAACGGAGCCAGCGUGAGUCUGCUCUGCCUCUCACUGGCUCGGCUGCCCCCACUUUCCGGGCUGCCUGCCUUCCGCCCUACCAGCAACGACGGGCGCCACCCGCCACUCCGCCCCCAGAGCUGCAGGGCUCCUGGCCAGAGCGCAUGCUGAGGUGAAGCCAGGUCAUCGAAAAGGAUGGCUGGGUGCCCCCCACCCAUGCAUUGGGGCAGCUUACCACAUUUUGGACUCUGUGAAGGGCUGUAUUCACUGCCACCGAAAGAGCUCUCCCCCAGAACUCUGGAAGCAACGGAAGGGAUGCGCAUUCUCCUCAGAGGAGCCCCCGCCCCACCCUCGCCCCCACUACUGAAGACGCCUUCCUGGUUUCCUAAUGGUAAAACUUACCGCCACUCCCAAAUCCUCCCUUGUUGAUGAACCAGUGAAGAUCUGCAUCACUGACUUGGAGCCCUCCCAUCUGGUGACUGUCCAGGCCUCUUUGACUGAUGAAAAAGGAGUGCUUUUCCAGGCCAGAGCUUUUUACUGGGCAGACCAAAAUGGUGAAGUGGAUUUGGAGCGCGAUGCUGCCACAGGAGGCGAUUAUUCCGGCGUGCAUCCGAUGGGGCUCUUCUGGUUCUUAAAGCCAGAGAAGCCGUUUGCAAGGCUGAUGAAACGAGAUGUGAUGAAUACCCCCUACGUGGUCUGCCUGGAUGUGUUUGGACACCAGAUGCUUCUCCCAAGUCAGGAACAGCCCAUAGCCAGCCAAACUGUGGAGAGGUGGUAUGCAUCACCUGGUGUGCAAAGGGUCCCUAUCCGGCAUGGCAGAAUCCGUGGGGCUCUUUUUCUUCCUGCAGGGCAAGGUCCUUUCCCAGCCGUUAUUGACCUUUUUGGUGGCCUCGGUGGACUGACAGAAUUUCGGGCCAGUCUUCUUGCCAGCCGUGGAUUUGCAGCGCUGGCUCUGGCAUAUUUCGCUUAUGAAGAUCUGCCCAAUUUUCUCGGUGUAGUGGAUCUGGAAUAUUUUGAGGAAGCUGUCAAGUUUCUUUUGAAACAUCCAAAGAUUUGUGGGCCAGGAAUUGGUAUAGUGGCAACAUGCAAAGGGGCAGAAAUCGCACUGGCCAUGUCGAUAUUCCUGCCACAGAUCCGAGCCACUGUUUGCAUUAAUGGGACCAAUGCCAUCCAUGGAUCCAUGCUCUGCUACCGAGAUAUCUGCAUCCCGCAUAUCCCUUACAAGCUCGAGUGUAUGAAGCUAUCCGAUCAGGGCCUCCUCGAUAUCUAUAAUGCCUUCGGAGACACUCGAGCAGAGAAAUACCAGGGCAGCAUCCUGCCUGUGGAAAAAGCCCAAGGGAAGAUCCUCUUCAUUGUAGGAGAAAGCGACAGGAAUUACAACAGCAAGGCUUACGCCCUGGAAGCCAUGGAGAGGAUGAGGAAGUACAAGAAGACCCACUGUGCCCUGCUCUCUUAUCCAGGUGCAGGACACUUGAUAGAGCCUCCAGGCUCACUAUUCUGUUACCAUUCCUGGUCCCCCUUUUUCCCUCGUCCUCUGUUAUGGGGCGGGGAAGCCCAGGCCCAUGCCGCAGCCCAAGCACAUUCUUGGAGAGAGAUCCAAAAUUUUCUUCAGCUUCACCUCAACCCAACAACGAGUAGCAAACUCUAAAAACAUGCCCAGAUGUAUAUACUGAACUAACCCUUGAUCCUAAGGAAAAGGAAAUCAGCACACUGCAAAUUCAGAUGUCACAGUGAAUGCCCCCCAAUGUCCAGUGGAGACUAUUGAUAAUUACAAAGCUAUUGAGGACUGGAGCUAAACCAGGGCUGGGGAACCCUGUAGAAGUUGUUGGACUACAUCCCUGACUGUUGCCCAUGGCUGUUGGGACUGAUGGGAGUUGGAGUCCAACAACAGCUAGAGGGCACGAGGUUCCCUACUCUGGAGCUAAAUGGAACCUUUGUGAAGAAAUUCAUCUAGAUACCGGAUGCGGAGGUUUAAGCUCUAAUAGACUGCCUUUGCUUUUUUGCCCCACUUUCGAGAACAUUGUAUGGAUGUGUAGCACAUUACACCAACAGCAAAAAGCUGCUCCAGGAGGGGUAAUUUUUGAAUGGAAACAUGGCACAGGGGAAUAGGAUUAAGAACCCACUUUCCCCAUUGUUUCUUUGCUCCCAGUUGCCUCUUCAAAUGAUCAAAAACAAUGUUACAUGUGCCUGCAUGUACUGUCUAGUUUGGCCCUUACUUCCAGGGGCAUUUGCUUGGCCAUAUUGGGAAACAGAAUAUCGAACUGAUUGACCACAUAUGCCUGGUACAGCUCCUUUUUUUCAGACAAACAGGCAAUAAAGCAGACUCAGAAGUUGGAAGCAGCCCCCGAUGAUGCUAGUUCCUAACCUUUGGGUCUCUAGAUGUUGGACUACAAUUCCCAUCAUCCCCAGCCAGCAUGGCCAAUGGUCAGGGAUAAUGGGGGUUGUAGUCCAGUGAUAUCUGGGGACCCAAGGUUUGGGAAGGCAGAUCUAGACUGAGGUUUCCACACAGGUUUAGAUUCUCUUAGAAGGCAUUAGCAACUGAAAUCAGCUCUGUAGGAAAACCAAGUGGGUGUACUUGACUAGAUUGGAGCUGAAGCCUAAUCAUUCUCCUACUAGAAUGUUGGUUCAUACCUUCAUGGAUGACCAAUGAGCUAGGAGACCUGCAAUGUCAGCAUCUUUGUGUCUUUUACCAGUGGGACAAUCUGUUCCAUUUCCUUAAAGGAGCGAGUUAGUGACCUCAACUGAUAUAGGUGUAUGUAGCCAUGUGAGAAACAUCAUGACUUGCAAUGCUUUUGUUUCACACCAAGGGAUUAGAAGACCCAACAUCAUUGGUGAUCCAAAUGAAGCAAGGACUGGAGGCUGGCUGUUGCCUGGGUCCUGGAAAGCCAAGCAAUGUGGUG
Messenger RNA from Rhineura floridana, 3404 nucleotides. It is a transcript of the gene BAAT, whose product is annotated as bile acid-CoA:amino acid N-acyltransferase. Gene Ontology annotation, cellular component: peroxisome. The record is from RefSeq and is a predicted model, not a curated record. The transcript has 4 exons. Lineage: Eukaryota; Metazoa; Chordata; Lepidosauria; Squamata; Rhineuridae. Bases 893 to 2152 code for a protein of 419 amino acids. Gene Ontology annotation, molecular function: fatty acyl-CoA hydrolase activity. Gene Ontology annotation, biological process: fatty acid metabolic process; acyl-CoA metabolic process.